Thamnophis sirtalis is the source of this 3398-nucleotide messenger RNA. The record is from RefSeq and is a predicted model, not a curated record. NCBI's taxonomy places the organism in Eukaryota, Metazoa, Chordata, Lepidosauria, Squamata, Natricidae.
GUACAUUGAUGAAUUGUUCAAGCUAAAGGCUCAGAUGCAAAGUGCGGGAACUGAGUUCCUGACAUGGAAUGACAUCCAGUCAUGUAUUGACCAUGUGAAUAUUGUGGUACAUGAAGAACAUGAGAGGAUUUUAGCUAUUGGACUCAUAAAUGAGGCUUUGGAUGAAGGAGAUGCCAGAAAGACCUUGCAGGCCUUGCAGACCCCUGCAGCAAAAUUGGAAGGAGUAACCCCCAAAGUAGCACAACAUUAUCAGGAUGUGCUGCUCCGUGCAAAGAGGGAGAAAGCCCAGGAAUAUCAGGACGAAACGGCUGUCCUGUGGUUGGAUGAAAUUCAGAGUGGUGUUCAUCAGUCCAACCAAGAUACAGACGAAGCCCAAAGAUGUAAGUCUGGCUUCCCCCUUUCAGCAGCUUUGCUGAAUUUCACUGCUGAUGUUGGGGUUCUCUGUGAACUUUGCAAAAUGUCAUCUGUGGCCAUUGACAAGGAUACUUCAUCUAGGAGCAAUCAUAGACUCCAAGGCAGGACUGAUGGUGCUAUCUCCGAACUGCCGAUCCAGCUACAGACCUUGGUCCGACAGUCUCAGUGGCGUGGCUACAAGCAGCGCAAAGAAUACCAAGAUCGUUUGAAGUAUCUGCAGACUCACACAGGAGAAGCAGUGAAGAUUCAAGCAAUGACUAGGAUGUAUCAGGCCCGAAAACGGUACAGAGAUCGGUUACAAUUCUUUCGGGAUCAUAUCAAUGACAUUGUGAAAAUUCAGGCCUUUAUUCGUGCUAAUAAAGCUCGUGAUGACUACAAAACUCUAAUAAGUGCUGAAGAACCCCCCAUGGCUGUCGUCCGAAAAUUUGUUCACUUGCUGGAUCAAAGUGAUCAAGAUUUUCAAGAGGAACUAGACUGGAUGAAGUUGCGUGAGGAGGUUGUGACGCUGAUUCGCUCCAAUCAGCAGCUGGAGAAUGACCUCAACCUCAUGGAUAUCAAAAUCGGAUUGCUGGUGAAAAAUAAAAUCACAUUGCAGGAAGUUGUGUCUCACAGUAAGAAGCUCACUAAAAAGAACAAAGAACAAUUAUCUGACAUGAUGAUGCUGAACAAGCAAAGGGGGGGCUUGAAGGCUCUGAGCAAGGAGAAGAGAGAAAAGUUGGAAGCCUAUCAGCAUCUCUUCUAUUUGCUACAGACAAACCCAACAUACCUGGCAAAACUGAUUUUCCAAAUGCCACAGAACAAAUCUACGAAGUUCAUGGACUCUGUGAUUUUCACACUCUACAACUAUGCAUCCAAUCAAAGAGAAGAAUACCUACUGCUGCGCCUCUUUAAGACUGCACUCCAGGAGGAGAUCAAAUCAAAGGUGGAUCAGCUACAUGAGAUCGUGACCGGAAACCCCACAGUCAUAAAGAUGGUGGUGAGCUUCAACCGUGGUGCUCGUGGGCAGAAUGCCUUGAGGCAGAUUCUGGCCCCAGUGGUCAAGGAGAUCAUGGAGGACAAGUCCCUCAAUAUCAAAAUGGAUCCAGUGGACAUCUACAAGUCGUGGGUCAACCAGAUGGAAUCCCAGACUGGAGAAGCCAGUAAACUGCCAUAUGACGUGACUCCUGAGCAAGCACUGAGUCACGAAGAAGUGAAGACACGCCUGGACGCCUCCAUCAAGAACAUGCGAACCGUAACAGACAAAUUCUUGCUGGCUAUCAUCAGCUCUGUGGAGAAAAUCCCUUACGGGAUGCGUUUCAUUGCCAAAGUCUUGAAGGAUUCGCUGCAUGAGAAGUUUCCGGAUGCCAGCGAGGAUGAGCUUCUGAAGAUUGUGGGCAACCUUCUGUACUAUCGCUACAUGAACCCGGCCAUUGUGGCCCCGGAUGCCUUUGACAUCAUUGAUCUCUCAGCUGGAGGACAGUUGACCACAGACCAACGGCGGAACUUGGGUUCCAUUGCAAAAAUGUUGCAACACGCAGCCUCCAAUAAGAUGUUCAUGGGAGACAAUGCACACCUCGCCCUCAUCAAUGAAUUUCUGUCUCAGUCCUAUCAGAAAUUCAGGCGCUUUUUCCAGGCUGCUUGUGAGGUUCCAGAACUGCAAGAGAAGUUUAAUGUUGAUGAGUAUUCUGACUUAGUGACACUCACAAAACCAGUGAUUUAUAUUUCCAUUGGAGAAAUCAUCAAUACACACACCCUGCUCCUGGAUCAUCAGGAUGCAAUUGCCCCAGAGCACAAUGAUCCUAUACACGAGCUUCUGGAUGACCUGGGCGAAGUUUCUACCAUUGAAUCCCUGAUUGGAGAAGGAUGUGGCAACGUGAAUGAUCCCAGUAAAGAGAUGCUUGCCAAAACCGAGGUUUCUCUCACUUUGACAAACAAGUUUGAUGUUCCUGGUGAUGAGAAUGCCGAGAUGGAUGCAAAGACGAUCCUGCUGAACACCAAACGUUUAAUUGUGGAUGUGAUCCGUUUCCAGCCAGGAGAAACAUUAACAGAGAUCCUUGAAAUUCCAGCUGCUGCUGAGCAGGAAGUUGAACACCAAAGGGCCAUGCAGAGACGGGCUAUUCGAGAUGCUAAAACCCCUGACAAAAUGAAGAAGUCAAAAGCUGUCAAGGAGGACAAUAACUUGAGUCUUCAAGAGAAGAAGGACAAAAUUCAAUCAGGGCUGAAGAAACUGACCGAACUGGGCAUGGCAAACCCAAAGAAUAGAUACCAGGAUUUGAUCAAUGAUAUUGCAAAGGAUAUCCGGAAUCAACGUCGCUAUCGCCAGAGGAGAAAAGCGGAACUGGUGAAGCUUCAACAGACCUACAGUGCCCUGAAUUCCAAGGCUACUUUCUAUGAAGAGCAAGUGGAUUACUAUAAGAGCUACAUCAAAACGUGUUUGGAUAAUUUGGCCAGCAAGGGCAAGGUCUCAAAAAAGCCAAGGGAGAUGAAAGGAAAAAAGAGCAAGAAGAUUUUUCUGAAAUACACAGCAGCCCGACUCCAUGAAAAGGGAGUUUUGCUAGAGAUUGAAGACCUGCAAGCCAGCCAGUUUAAAAAUGUGAUAUUUGAAAUUGGCCCAACAGAUGAAGUGGGAGACUUUGAAGUAAAAGCUAAGUUUAUGGGAGUUCAGAUGGAGACAUUUAUGUUGCAUUAUCAGGAUCUGCUGCAGCUGCAAUAUGAAGGUGUAGCUGUCAUGAAGUUAUUUGACCGAGCAAAAGUAAAUGUUAACCUGCUUAUUUUCCUUUUGAACAAAAAAUUCUAUGGGAAGUAAGUCCCAUUCCUGGAAAGUAUUUGAAGGCAGCUUCCUUUCCUGUGGGCGCGUGGUUAAAUCCUGCAUAGGACCUCUGUCCUCAGUAUGGAAUCUCCAGCUGUUGGCAUCUCAUUUUGACUUUGCUGCACACAUUUCUUGCAUAUUGUUUCCUAAGUACUUGCUAAACAGUCACAAUUAAUUAAAUCAUUCUUAACACCUU